UGACACCAAAGAUGAAAACUGACAUUAAAACCCAGAGAAGAAGAAGCGUCCCGAGUAAACACAUUACUUCCGUUAUCAUGGAAGCAGUUGUUGGUGAGAUUGUAGUCCCCGAGGAUCUGGAGAAAUUCGAGAGGAAAUACAAGGCAGAGGUGUCAAAGGGCUCUGUUUCUGAAGACACACAGUUCGAGUACGCGUGGUGUCUGAUCAGGAGCAAACACCCGGAGGACAUCGAAAAGGGAACAGUUCUGCUCGCUGAGCUUAUCCAUACGGAUACCAAGAAUGACCAGCGGGAUUAUUUGUUUUACCUGGCUGUUGCCAACUACAAGCUCAAGGAAUAUGAGAGAGCUCUGAAAUACAUCAGGACUUUACUGAGGAAUGAACCAGGAAAUUCCCAAGCUGAGGAACUGGAGAAACUUAUUGAUAAAGCCAUGAAGAAAGAUGGGCUGGUUGGAAUGGUGAUAAUUGGUGCCAUUGGACUGGGUUUGGCUGGAUUGGCUGGUCUGAUUGGUUUAGCUGUGGCUAAGAAAUCUGCAUAAAAGGAUGUUCUGAGCAAAAGCAUGAUGCCUUGCACAUUAGAAAAGUAUUAAACCCUCUUUGGGUUUGGAGUCAUCAUGACACUGACGUAGAAUCCAUUAAUUCGCUUGAUGCUAAUUUUUCCUCCAGGUAAAAACAAUGCUUUUAGUCAGAAAAAUCUCACACUUAUAGCAGAACAGAAAAAAAGUGUAAAUGAAAGGGAUUUAUUGAUAGAGAAAUAAUACAUAGUAUUUAAUAGUUUUAUUAUUAUAGUUAACUUAUUUGUAUUUGUAAUAGUUUUUUUCUUAUUUAUAUUUGUACAAAUGUACUGUACUUCACUGGCUGAGUGGCUGACUGAUAUAAAAUGUUUAGUUGAAAACAUUUGAAUACAAAUAGUGUUUUUAAUAAGAGAGGAAGGAAGUCAUCCAGGAAACAAAUCUCUUUUUGGGAAUGAAAUUUGAGAUUGAGGUAAAGUUCCGGCAAGCGUUGUGUUUUAUUCAGUCUUUGGCAAGUAUGGGCUUGAAUGUGUGGCUUCUUCACAGCUGGACAAAACUCAAUGAGAACAAACACCAUGCUUUCCCUCAUUCACACACGAGAUUUCUCAGUGCCAGUGCUUUGAUUUAUAUGUAUCUUGAAAGGAUUUGUUAUUGUUUUUUGAACUCUUUUCUUCCAAACAUCUGUCCACUCCUCCUUUGCUGAAGUUAAAGUUCACAUCGUCAGGGGAGCAUUUA
Puntigrus tetrazona (Sumatra barb) is the source of this 1244-nucleotide messenger RNA. Its product is annotated as mitochondrial fission 1 protein-like. The record is from RefSeq and is a predicted model, not a curated record. Gene Ontology annotation, biological process: autophagy of mitochondrion; peroxisome fission; mitochondrial fragmentation involved in apoptotic process. The transcript is spliced from 5 exons. Lineage: Eukaryota; Metazoa; Chordata; Actinopteri; Cypriniformes; Cyprinidae. Bases 12 to 536 code for a protein of 174 amino acids. Gene Ontology annotation, molecular function: protein binding. Gene Ontology annotation, cellular component: peroxisomal membrane; mitochondrial outer membrane.